AUGUCAUCCACGGACGCUUGCUCCACCAAGUACACAGACAAAGACAGCGGAGGGAUGCUGGUCUGGUCUCCCUACCACACCAUCGUGGACUCCAAGCUGGAUGAAUACAUCGCCAUCGCCAAGGAGAAACACGGAUACAACGUGGAGCAGGCUCUUGGCAUGCUGUUUUGGCACAAACACAACAUCGAGAAGUCUCUGGCCGACCUGCCAAACUUCACCCCGUUCCCAGACGAGUGGACGGUGGAGGACAAGGUGCUGUUUGAGCAGGCCUUCAGCUUCCACGGCAAAAGCUUCCACCGCAUCCAGCAGAUGUUACCAGACAAAUCCAUCUCAAGCCUCGUGAAGUACUACUAUUCGUGGAAGAAGACUCGGUCCAGAACGAGUCUGAUGGACAGACAGGCCCGAAAACUGGCCACUAGGAGCAACCAGGAUGACAGGUACCGGCAUGGUCCAUCCGGGCCAGACGUCUCGGAGUGUGAUGAAGAGAUGGAGGAGGCCAAUCCGAUCGAACCAAAUGACACUGACUACGAUCCCAGCAAGGAACCCAAGAAAGAGAACCAGCCCGAGCCGCCCAUGCCGGGUUCUAAGGUGGCCCUGGGCCGGCGGGAGCACCAGACCCUCCAGCACCGGCACCACCAGCGCUCCCGCUGCCGCCCCCCUAAGGGCAUGUACCUGACCCAGGAGGACGUGGUGGCCGUGUCCUGCAGCUCCUCGGCGGCCAACACGCUGCUCCGCCAGCUGGACAUGGAGCUGGUGUCCCUGAAGAGACAGGUCCAGAACUCCAAACAGAUGAACAGUGGACUCAAACACAUGUUGGACUCCGGAAUUGAAGAGUUCAAGCUGCCUGAGUCUAACCAGAAGGUCAACGCCCGCUGGACAACAGACGAGCAGCUGCUGGCUGUCCAAGGUGUCCGGAAGUACGGAAAAGACUUCCAGGCCAUAGCCGACGUGAUCGGCAACAAGACGGUGGGCCAGGUGAAGAACUUCUUCGUGAACUACCGGCGGCGCUUCAACCUGGAGGAGGUGUUGCAGGAGUGGGAGGCGGAGCAGGGAACCCGGGCCCCCAACGGCGACGGCGCCACCUCAGGAGAGGAGGGCAAGAACAACUCCACCACCCCGUCGGGGAAGAGCACCGACGAGGAGGACGAGGAGGCGAGACCUUUAACUUUACACGCUCGGAUCCCCCCCCCGCUCCUGAGGCCCUCCCUCCCGACCACGCCCGCCCUGCACCGCCAGCCGCCGCCCCUCCAGCAGCAGGCCCGCUUCCUGCAGCCCCGCCCCAACCUGCAGCAGCCCCCGCCCCUCAUCCGCCCCUCCAACCCCCUGCCGCCCCGCCUCAACCCCCGCCCGGCCCCCGCCGCCCUGGGCGCCGGCCCCGGCGCCGCCCCGCAGGCCCCCGGCCCGGCCGCCCACCCGUCGGACACACCCUCCUCCUCCUCCCUCCACUAG
Messenger RNA from Menidia menidia (Atlantic silverside), 1449 nucleotides. NCBI's taxonomy places the organism in Eukaryota, Metazoa, Chordata, Actinopteri, Atheriniformes, Atherinopsidae. The record is from the annotation of a GenBank genome assembly.